Athalia rosae (coleseed sawfly) is the source of this 521-nucleotide messenger RNA. RefSeq names its product cytochrome c oxidase copper chaperone (gene Cox17). The record is from RefSeq and is a predicted model, not a curated record. NCBI's taxonomy places the organism in Eukaryota, Metazoa, Arthropoda, Insecta, Hymenoptera, Athaliidae. The transcript is spliced from 2 exons. Gene Ontology annotation, molecular function: copper chaperone activity; copper ion binding. Gene Ontology annotation, biological process: mitochondrial respiratory chain complex IV assembly. Bases 155 to 358 code for a protein of 67 amino acids. Gene Ontology annotation, cellular component: mitochondrial intermembrane space.
CGCAUAUUCAGCAACUUCACAUACCAUCGCCAAUGCCAUCCUUGCAUUGCUCUCAGCAAUCCGGCAUGUUAUACACGAGCCAUCUCGAAGCAAGUUGUCUCGUGACCUCAGUUUUGCCUUGAAUCACAUAUUUCGGCGAUUGAUUUACUCAAAAAUGGGCAAUGACGCAACUAAACAGACAGUUCCAGCACCCAGCUUAGCGGAGACUGAACCUCCGAAAAAAUUGAAACCGUGCUGUGCCUGUCCAGAAACAAAAAAGCCGCGAGAUGCCUGCAUAAUAGAAAGAGGAGAAGAGAAUUGCCAAGAUUUAAUAGAGGCCCACAAAGUGUGCAUGAGGAAUUUGGGUUUCAAGAUAUAAAGUAGUACUACAUCUCCUGUGAGUCAUGAAAUUGUAUCAAAAGAUCAAAGUUCUGGUCAACUUAUCUCAUUUUAUUUAUUAGCAUUGUAAAUUCAGUAAUGAAAGAAAUGAUAACAGCAGUCAUUGUACAUACCUCAUGUAAAUAAAUUUUAGUUUAUUAGUA